Molecule: messenger RNA, 1035 nt
Organism: Plodia interpunctella (Indianmeal moth)
Lineage: Eukaryota; Metazoa; Arthropoda; Insecta; Lepidoptera; Pyralidae
Gene: ND-B16.6
Product: NADH dehydrogenase (ubiquinone) B16.6 subunit
Exons: 3
Coding region: 54-515 (153 amino acids)
Source: RefSeq, a predicted model, not a curated record
ACAAUUUUUAUUAGCGUCUGUUAUUUUUUGUUCUGUCAAAAAAUUACAGAAAAAUGUCUGGUGUUUGCCAGAUCGUCCGAAAUCAAGAUUUGCCCCCUCCUGGGGGCUAUAAACCUAUUCCCUACAAGAGAAUCCCGGCAACAAAAUACUUCAGCGGAUAUUUCAUGUUUGCUGGCUACUUGGGCAUGACCUUUGGUGGACUGUACCUAUACAAUAUCAACUACCAGAGGAUCAAGCGGGAUGAGAUUGAGCUGCGGUCGGCCAAGAUGGCCAUUUACCCGAUGCUGCUGGCUGAGAGAGACCGCGAGUACUUGAAGCAGCUCCGUAGAAAUAGGGAUGCUGAGGCGGAGCUCAUGCGCGAUGUGCCUGGAUGGGAGGUUGGCACCUGGUACGGAGAGCCCAUUUACAAGUUGGUCCCCAGAGACAAGCUGGUGGAGCCCAUCUUCCAUGAGUACUACGCUCAUGCAGAUCCUAAAGAGUGGUUCAAGAGGACAGACAUCAAGCUGCUAUCUUAAAUGCCAUUAUAUCCUGGUUACAAUACAUUUGCUGCAAGUUGGAGUAUCAAUGAUGAGUUACCAAUACUUUUUGAUUAUUUUUCAAAUAUUAUUUAAAUUCACAAAACCUUGUGAAUAACACCUAACUAGCUAUACAAUUGAAUUUCUCUGAAAAAUAUCUCAAUUUGGAGGUAUUGCAUACUUCACCAUUGAUAUUGAAUGAUAAACAAUUAAUUAUGUUCUCUCAGUGAUUGCAACCUAAUCUAGAGCUUUACAAAACACCUGAAAAAACUAAUUUUUUCUAAUGAUGAAACUUGUGUUAUAGCCGUCUUGAUAAAAAUGGUGUUUAAUUUUAGCUCAUUCUGAACUAAAGCAUGAAGUCCUGCGUGUGAGUACAUACUAAUCAGCAGGGUAUAUAACCAGGGACAGGGCAAACAGAAUGUGAACAUUAUAGUGAUAUCAUGAGCACCUGAAAAAUGCCAUUUGAUGUGAAUCAUUUGUUCACGCUUAUAUAUGUAGCCAAUAAACAAGUAUUAGGUGA